This is a messenger RNA of Lytechinus variegatus (green sea urchin), 885 nucleotides long. RefSeq names its product tenascin-N-like. The transcript is spliced from 4 exons. The record is from RefSeq and is a predicted model, not a curated record. Gene Ontology annotation, molecular function: protein binding. The coding region runs from base 1 to 885 and encodes 294 amino acids. Lineage: Eukaryota; Metazoa; Echinodermata; Echinoidea; Temnopleuroida; Toxopneustidae.
AUGCGAAAGGCAAGUUCUUAUUUUAGGAAAUAUCUUAGUGAAAGUAUUUUCACGUCAGUUAAUGUAGGCCCAGUUACAUCAAGCACAAUUGCCCUAGACUGGACCCCUAUCCCCGAUACCAAUACUUAUCAGGUAGCUUACACUGGACCAGAUGGGCAAGUGCACCAGGCUCUGUCAACCACCCCUGACACCAUCCUUACUGGACUAAAUGCUGUAUCUCAAUAUGACAUCAUAGUGAGGGCUAUUACUAACAGUGGACAACUGAUAGAUGUUGGUACUACAACUGCCACUACAGGUAUUGAAACUUCAGUCACUGUGGGUGCUGUUACACCAAACACCGUAGAAAUCACCUGGACACCUGUCCCUGGUACCAAUAUCUAUCAGAUAAUAUACACUGGACCAGAUGGGCAGCAGCAACUGGGACAGGUUCUUCAUCCCACCACUGAUUUCACCCUUACUGGACUUACUCCUGCAUCUCAGUAUGACAUAGCUGUAAGGGCAUUUAACACUUAUACUGGACAACAGACAGAUAUUGGCACUGCCACUGCAACUACAGGUUUGGAUACGGUGGUAACAUUGGAUGCAGUUACAGAAAACACGGUUACACUUUCCUGGACGGCGAUAGAUGGUAGUACUUUCUACCAGGUUUUAUACAGGCCUACUGGCUCGACUCAACCUGAACAACAAAUAUUAGUUCCUAAUGGACCAAUAAACACCCAAACCACACUAACUGGACUGACAUCAGCUACAAUGUAUGAUGUUCGAGUUGUGGCUUUCCCGGAAGGUGGACCAUUGGAAGUUGGAAGCAUCACACCAACAACAGGUCCGUACACAAUUUAUCUUCAAUCACAACAUUCGGCCCUUUAUUUUUCUUUGAAAAUGUGA